This is a messenger RNA of Nerophis lumbriciformis (worm pipefish), 414 nucleotides long. RefSeq names its product COP9 signalosome subunit 9 (gene cops9). The record is from RefSeq and is a predicted model, not a curated record. NCBI's taxonomy places the organism in Eukaryota, Metazoa, Chordata, Actinopteri, Syngnathiformes, Syngnathidae.
AGCCCGGGCACAUUUUGGCGUUGCACUGGCUUUGUUUUCCUCACAGCGGCUAGUCGAAGCUAACAAACGUCAGCGUCACAGGGAUAUAUUUAUUAAAGCGACUAAUAUAAGUUUGAGAGAAGUCAGAAUGAAACCUGCCGUGGACGAAAUGUUUCCGGAAGGAGCUGGACCGUACGUGGAUCUAGACGAGGCAGGGGGCAGCAGCGGCCUUUUAAUGGACCUGGCAGCCAAUGAAAAGGCGGUUCACUUGGACUUCUUCAAUGACUUUGAGGAUCUUUUCGACGACGACGACCUGCAGUGACCCUGCACCGUCCACACACACGCACACCUGCAUGCGUCUGUGUAUAAUGUACAUAUGAAACAUGUCACUCGCAAAUAAAGCUUUAUUUUAACGCAAAAAGAAGCGGCAUGGAA